Aspergillus melleus is the source of this 678-nucleotide messenger RNA. RefSeq lists its product as uncharacterized. The transcript has a single exon. The record is from RefSeq and is a predicted model, not a curated record. Gene Ontology annotation, biological process: secondary metabolite biosynthetic process. NCBI's taxonomy places the organism in Eukaryota, Fungi, Ascomycota, Eurotiomycetes, Eurotiales, Aspergillaceae. Gene Ontology annotation, molecular function: acyltransferase activity, transferring groups other than amino-acyl groups. The coding region runs from base 1 to 678 and encodes 225 amino acids.
AUGCAUCUCCGAGACCUAUGCAACAACCUAAUGCCGAUUCUACUGCGCCGACAUCGAGAUUCCCAGAACAAAACCUUCCCCGAAAGCAGCCACCUGCAUCACCCACCAUCUCUCAACAAUAUCCUGGUUGCAGUUCUCGGACUUUGUGUUGAGCGAGCUCGUGCCAAAAAUGGACUUAUUUUGCCCAAAUCCUCCGGGGUUUCCAUGAUUGUGAACCUGCGUCGCCACUUUCAGCCCCCUCUGCCGGAUCAUUACAUUGGCAACGCAGUCAGAGUUGCCCGAGUCAUUUACCAUCGUUCAGGCGACGACUUAUGCGCUGACUCUGAAAUUGACACCGACUCUCUCGCAGGGCUUCCAUCUUCUCUCGAUAAACAGGAACUCCUCUACCUAGCAAACGUCGCCUUCCGAAUCAGCGCCGUGGCAAAGUCUACUAGUGAUGAGCAUAUUCAAGGUCUGUUUUCCAACCUGAACGACCGAAUCAACGGGAACGAUACACCGGACCAAGGCCCAGAUCUCUGGGUGUCUAGCUGGAGACAUUUAUCGGUUUACGAGCUGGACUUUGGCCCAGGGAUGGGAAAGAUCGAUAGUUUCGAGUCUCCACCCGGUAUGGUUGACGGUGCGUGUGUUAUUUUGCCGGCAAGCAAGGAGAGUAGAGGGAAUAAUGAACCAGCGCCGUGA